This is a messenger RNA of Drosophila suzukii, 1750 nucleotides long. It is a transcript of the gene dgt1, whose product is annotated as dim gamma-tubulin 1. The record is from RefSeq and is a predicted model, not a curated record. Gene Ontology annotation, cellular component: NSL complex. Lineage: Eukaryota; Metazoa; Arthropoda; Insecta; Diptera; Drosophilidae.
UUACAGUUUUUGUGCUACGGUCACACAAAGCAGGCUUCGCAUUUUUUUGUUUCGCCUCAGAAAAUUAAGAGAAAACCCUGAAUUAAAAAAAACUAAACUAGCAGCAAGAUGUCCAGCUUUUCGCCGAACCAGCUGCGCCAGUGCGCCCGCUUUACCGGCACACCUUGCACACCGGACAAGGAGCAGCAGCUGCGGGAGCAGAUCCACAGCGAGCUGGCCAAGAUCAAGUACUGCGCCAAUCCCACCUACGAAUGCAGUUUGAUGCGGAUCGAGGGCUACGACUACUGCAUCCGACACAUCCUGCGCGAUCCGCGCUCCAACUACCGCCAGUGCUCGCACGUCUACUCGAACGGGAGGAAGUGCAUCAAUGCGGUGCCCAAGUACGACAACAAGAAGGAGCAGAUCCUGACGACUCUCUGCUUCGAGCACAACCGUCAGACGCAGCUGCAGAAGACUCACCUGAAUGUGGGUCGUAUUCGCAGCCGUGAGACCAACGAGACCCUGCUCCACAGCCUCUCGUCGCACAUCAAUGUGGAGGACAUCAAGCCAGAGAUACCAAAGACCGAGCCGGACGAUGAUGAAAUCGAUGUGGUGUCGCCGCAUGUCACACCAUUUGUCACCCAAGAUCACCGCAAUUCCAUAGGACACGUUGUGGAAAGCUCUCGCAAGCGGCGUCGCAUUCUGGACUAUGCUUCUGACAGUUCCAGCAACGAUGAUGAUCCGCCAUGUCUGCGAAACACCGCACAGGAUAUCGAGUUCUACGAAUCGGACUAUGAAAGCAUUGACUCUGAAGAUGAUGAUCCGCUAAAGCACGCUGGCGUCUAUACGCGCGCCGAGGCAGUUAGGAUUGCCGAGACCAAGCUGAUUAAGCUGCAGGGGCUCUAUCGCGAGCAGAUUUCGCAUCUGCAGCACAUCCUGAAGCAGCGGCGUCGCAAGUAUCUGCACGAAAUACGCCGUGAGCGGGAACUAUACUGCAGCAUCCACGAUCAGCUAAAGGAAACGCCACACGAGCGUAAACUGUACGAACAGCUAAAGGCGCUGAACAGCUACCAUCGUCGUCAGGGCAUGGAGGCAGUGCUGUACAAGAAACUAAAGGAGAAGCGCGCCCGGGACACCUUGUAUGCGUCCAAGUCGAGCAACCCCAAGUGCGUCUUUACCGAGGGCGGGGUCAAGUGCGGAGAGCGAACACUACCCUGCUGCAAGCACUGCCGCAAGCACAUCCUGGAGGAUAAGCGCCAGGUGCUGUUCCGGGCAUGCGGAGUGGAACGCAGUGGGGUGGUCUGCCAGGAGCCGGUGGCCAGCAUUCUCGAAGACUCCAGUUGCGUACUGCAUCUGACCGUGGCGCCGGCCAAGCGCCAGUAUAUACAAAAGAAAUGCGAGUCGGAGACCGAAGAAGAUGAGACCGUGUCUGCGGGCGUGGGUACCAUUAUAAAAACGGAAAAGGAGGACCCCUCAGAUAAUCUGUUCACGAACCAAGUUCUCAACGUCACCACAGCUCAUGACGAAGACCACAAAGACGACAUUAAACCUGUAGAGUCGAUACAAAAGCCAACUAGUACUACUUCUUAAACCUUUGUAGAAUAUAUGUUUACUGUUGCAAUCAUAAAUCAAUUUAUAUCAAACAAAAAAAUCCUAGAUGUAACUCUUCUAUCGGAAAUUGUCAAUUGGUUUUUGUACAUCGCCAAAUUUCCUUUCUUUGAGGAAAGGGAUCCCUAAUAAAUAGUCACUUCCUUAGUUUAUCGAAAUAAUA